AUGAUGACGAAAGGGACGAAACGUUUCGCCGUAUCGGACUCCAAUCCUGACUCGGCCUUCCGGAAUAAAAGGAUAAUGGCAGGAUCCUCAUGUGAUGCUAAUAGGGCAGAGCCUUCUCAAGAGCAGUCGAUAGAUACACCUGUAUUGAAUGCACAUCGGGCUGCGUCAUCACGGCAGCAUGUGAGAGCUCUCAACACCCAAUUUGCAAGUUGGGUACAAUCACAACUAAAAAAUCAUCCUGAUGAACUUUGGGAAGAUGGUCUCCGAGACUACCUAGCUCAUGCUUCAAACAUUAUGGAAAAAUUCAGUGACGUCGUUAACUGGCUUAAAGUAAAUGCUGCAAAAGGAGAAAAUUUGGCAGGGGCUCCAACUGCUGAAAAGAAAAUGGUGCCUGAGUCCACGAAUAAGGAUAAAUAUUUUCAGCCAAAACCCCUGUUCGCACCAGUUGGUACAACUGCUAACUUUGCAAGUUCUGGAUUAUACUCCAACAGCCAAAGCUCUGCAGGAGUCUUCUCCAACAACCACUGCUCCACAGGAGAAUACCCUUUCCGCCAAAGGUCUGAAGGAGUGUCUUCCAACAGUCAAAGCUCUUCGGGAGUAUUCAGCAGCCAGAGCUCACCAGCUUUAUGGAGUUCUGGAGUGUUCUCCAACAGCCAAAUUUCUACUGGAGUCUUCUCCAACAGCCAAAGUUCUACUGGAGUCUUCUCCAACAACCACAGCUCUACAGGUGAACUACCUACUGGCCAAAGUUCUGCAGGAGUAUCUUCCAACAGCCAAAGCUCUUCGGGAGUAUCCAGCAGCCAGAUCUCCCCAGUCUUCUCCAGUGUUCAAAGCUCCGGAAUAUUUUCCAAUACUCAAAGCUCCGGAGUAUUUUCCAAUAGUCAAAGUUCUGCGGCGUUCUCCAAAACUCCCAGUUUUGGGUUAUUCUCCAACAGUCAAAGCUCUGGAUUGUCCUCCAAUAAUCAAAGUUCUGCAACAUUCUCCAGCACUCCCAGUUUUGGAUUAUUUUCCAACAGUCAAAGCUCUGGGUUGUCCUCCAACAGUCAGCCCCCUGCCUUGUUUGGAAUUCAAAGUUCGGUUCCCACAAAGCAUGAUGCUUCAGAUGAAGCAGAUGCUGAAAAUGACUUGGAGCAACCUAGCAGCCCAUCUGUGAAAAAGUCUGAAGAAAAGGGUGUUGUCCUGGUCCAUGAAGUCAAGUGCAAACUUUAUGUGAAGUCAAGUGAUCCAGCAGAUAAAGAUGCAUGGAAAGAUAAAGGCACAGGGCAGCUAUCUAUUAAAUGCAAAGAGGGUGUCAGCAAGGGUACAAAAGAAUCAAAACCAACAAUCAUUGUUCGAAAUGAUGUGGGGAAAGUGCAGCUUAAUGCUUUGUUAUAUUCAGGCAUCAAGACGAAUCUACAGAAGAAUUCCAUUGUUGCAAUAUUCCAUACUAUGGGCGAAGGUGAUGGAAAUGAUGGUAGUGCUGUUGCGCGUACCUUCUUGAUUAGUAUUAAGAACCGAACCGCAUUUGCGGUUGCGGUAUUUGAUUUUCAAAACUUGCGGUUACCGCAAACCGCAAAGUAUAGUCGCACGGAUGAUGAGGUUGAAUUUUAUAAGGAAAUGGAACAUAUGACAACUUAUAACAUUGGUGCUCAAACAACACAACGGGGUUCUUCAAAUCCACUUACCACCAACACUUGA
Molecule: messenger RNA, 1677 nt
Organism: Prunus armeniaca (apricot)
Lineage: Eukaryota; Viridiplantae; Streptophyta; Magnoliopsida; Rosales; Rosaceae
Source: the annotation of a GenBank genome assembly